Messenger RNA from Lasiodiplodia theobromae, 894 nucleotides. RefSeq lists its product as uncharacterized. The coding region runs from base 1 to 894 and encodes 297 amino acids. NCBI's taxonomy places the organism in Eukaryota, Fungi, Ascomycota, Dothideomycetes, Botryosphaeriales, Botryosphaeriaceae. The transcript has 2 exons. The record is from RefSeq and is a predicted model, not a curated record.
AUGGCGCCGCUCCGCCGCUACCUGCGCAUCACCAAGCACUCCGCGCUCGAAGUCCGCAUCUAUCUCGACAACCCGGCGCAUGCCGAGACUUGGCUGCUACGUCGCAACGAUCCUGCGCUGCCCCGUAUCAUCGAAGCUGUCAGGCCGCUCGUGCUGCCAAAACUAUGGGAGGAGAAAGAGCGUUCCGAGCGGAGGGGCAAAGGCAAGAAGGGCGUGAAGGAUGUGGUCGCUGGAGAUGACUUUGAAGUUUCCAUUUUCCUGACGGAUAAUUCCACGCCCCACGCGCUGCUCACCAAGCAGAAGACGUUUCAAGACAAGCCACGCAUGAAGAGCAACUCGGGCAAGUUGACUGGCUGGCUGACCACCGGUGGCACUAGCGACAAGCCUGUCGACGUCGACGCCGGUGACCGUGAUGCUCCCGUGACACUCCGCGAGGAAGAUGAUGAAGAAGCGCCAGUCGCACUCUCUGACAUACCUGAGGCACACUCCGAAACUUCCCGAGCCGGAAAGCGCCGGCGUCGUGAGAGUGGCAGCGAAGACCUCUUUGUCAACGAGUCGUCUAGCGCAUCUGAAGAUGCUUUCGAUAAUGCGCUGGUCAAUAGUCGUACGAGAAAACGUGGACAAGCAAAAGACAAAUCUCAAGAGGAAGACGCGGAGGGCACGGAUGACAAGAAGAAACUCUCGCUCAACACAUCAUAUGAUGGCUUCAGCAUUUACGGACGCAUAUUAUGUCUCGUGGUCAAGCGCAAGGGCCACGUCGCGCGCAGCGGUGGUGGCUCAACAGCCAGCGCAACAUCAGCCCAAGGCACGGCAAAUACCCAGCAGAUGAUGAAGAGUUGGGUAUCCACGCAGGCGGCUGGCAACUUAGGCGGCGACGACGAGGGCGAAGAUUGA